Parastagonospora nodorum SN15 is the source of this 729-nucleotide messenger RNA. RefSeq lists its product as hypothetical. Bases 1 to 729 code for a protein of 242 amino acids. The transcript has 3 exons. NCBI's taxonomy places the organism in Eukaryota, Fungi, Ascomycota, Dothideomycetes, Pleosporales, Phaeosphaeriaceae. The record is from RefSeq and is a predicted model, not a curated record.
AUGCACUCCAAGCUCGCCAUUCUCGCCCUCCCGGCACUCGCCGCGGCCUACCCUCAAUCUUCCGCUGUGGCACCAGCGCCAGAGCAGAUUACUAUCCGUGAUACCACUUACUCUGGUAGCGGAUGUCCUCAGGGCUCUGUCUCGACCUCCACGUCUGAUGACAAGACCGUAAAGCUGACGCGCCGAAGCUACGGCUUUGACCAAUUCCAGACGUACAUUGGCCCAGGAAGCAAGGCAUCCGACAAAUCCAAGAACUGCCAGCUUCAUCUGAACCUCGCGUACCCCGGCGGCUUCCAAUACGCCGUUGUAGACGCGACAUACCACGGCUGGGCCCGCCUCGACGAAGGCGUAACAGGCAGCUUCAUCACCACGUACUACUUCUCUCAGGAUGCCGGCAAGACCCAAACAACCCGCUCCUCUUUCAACGGAGGCGGCGCCCUGCUCAACGGCCAAGUCUACACCAAGCAGGACAGCGUCGAGACUACCGCCACCAUCUGGUCCCCGUGUGGAUCCAACGGCAUCCUCAACAUCAACAACCGCAUCGCGCUGACCAGCAAGAACACCACCGCCAGCGGAGAGCUCAGCAACGAUGAUGCGACCGUUGCAUUCACUCAGCAGUUGCAUGUCGCGUGGAAGAAGUGCACGCCGACCAGUGGAGGAGGAAGUGGAAGUGGCAAUGGCGAUGCAGUGAUUAUCGGGACGCCGAACAGUGAUGUUAUCAUCGGUUAG